AUGGCUCCACACGCCGGAUGCGGUUCAGAAUGCAAAGACUACAAAUCUCCAGAAGAAUUGAAAGUUUCUCCUCAUGAUGAUACUGUUAAUAACAAAUACCGUGAUGCCGCUACAAUUACAAAUGAUGCACUUAAGACUGUAAUUAAAAAUGCUGUCAGUGGAGCUUCUUCCAGAGAUCUUUGCAAAAUGGGAGAUUCUUUUAUUAUCGAAGCUACUUCCAAGUUAUAUAAAGGCAAGAAUUUUUAUAAAGGAAUUGCAAUGCCAACAUGUGUAUCUGUAAACAAUUGUGCUUGUCAUUUCUCACCAUUAGAAAGUGAUCCAGAUGUUAUAUUGAAGGAUGGAGAUGUUGUAAAAAUUGAUCUUGGAACUCACUUUGAUGGUUAUAUUGCUACUGCUGCUCAUACAGUUGUUAUUGGAGCUAGUGAACAAAAUAAGGUAACUGGAAAAGUUGCCAAUGCUCUUGUAGCUGCAAAUAAAUGUCUUGAAGCUGCAAUGAGAAUGCUUAAACCAACUGGACAAUAUGAUUCUCAAGCAGUUAAUGAUACAAUGAUGAAAAUAACUAAAUAUUAUGAUGUAUCUCUUGUUGAAAAUAUGGUUUCUCAUCAAUUACAACAAGAUGAGAUUCAUGGAAGUAAAGGAAUUGUUCAAAAUCCUUCUGAUGAACAAAGACAACAUGUAACAAAAGUUUCUUUUGAACCAUAUGAUGUAUUUGCUCUUGAUAUCCUUGUUUCAACUGGAAGUGGAAAAUUAAAAUUGAAAGAUACUCGUACAACUGUUUACAAAAAGUCAACUGAACAACAAUAUGCUUUGAAAUUGAAAAACUCCCGUGCAUUUUAUAGUGAAGCUAACAAUAAAUUUGGAUCAAUGCCAUUCACCAUUCGUGCUAUGGAUGAUGAAGUCAAGGCUCGUGUUGGUGUUUUAGAAUGUACAAAUCAUGGAAUUAUGGAACCUCAUCAUGUUAUGUAUGAGAAAGAUGGAGAAGUUGUUGUUCAGUUUAAAUAUACCGUUUUUAUUCUUCCUGGAGGAGUUUCAAAAAUUGCUGGCUUGCCAUUUGAUUCAAAUAUUGUUACUUGUGAAAAAGAAAUUGUUGAUGAAAAUAUUUCUCAAUUGUUAAAAACAGGACUAAAGAUUAAAAAGGAAAAAACAGCUCAAUGA
This is a messenger RNA of Strongyloides ratti, 1155 nucleotides long. Its product is annotated as Proliferation-associated protein 2G4. NCBI's taxonomy places the organism in Eukaryota, Metazoa, Nematoda, Chromadorea, Rhabditida, Strongyloididae. The transcript has 2 exons. Bases 1 to 1155 code for a protein of 384 amino acids. The record is from RefSeq and is a predicted model, not a curated record.